Aspergillus chevalieri is the source of this 324-nucleotide messenger RNA. RefSeq names its product 60S ribosomal protein eL30 (gene RPL30). Gene Ontology annotation, molecular function: RNA binding; structural constituent of ribosome. Bases 1 to 324 code for a protein of 107 amino acids. The transcript is spliced from 3 exons. Gene Ontology annotation, cellular component: cytosolic large ribosomal subunit. NCBI's taxonomy places the organism in Eukaryota, Fungi, Ascomycota, Eurotiomycetes, Eurotiales, Aspergillaceae. The record is from RefSeq and is a predicted model, not a curated record.
AUGGCCCCUAAGACCAAGAAGUCUGGUGACAACAUCAACUCCAGGUUGGCCCUGGUGAUGAAGAGUGGAAAGGUCACUCUGGGAUACAAGUCGACCCUGAAGACCCUCCGUAACGGCAAGGCCAAGCUCGUCAUCAUCGCCGCCAACGCUCCCCCUCUCCGCAAGUCUGAGCUCGAGUACUACGCCAUGCUUGCCAAGGCUCCCGUCCACCACUUCUCGGGCAACAACAUUGAGCUUGGUACCGCUUGCGGUAAGCUCUUCCGUUGCUCGACCAUGGCCAUCUUGGAUGCUGGUGACUCCGACAUUCUCUCCGGUACCCAGUAG